AAUAACUAGAUAAUUAGAAUGCAACGCGCAAUUAACCGGAUAAUGACAGUUUCCUCGCUUGCUUGUAAUGUGAUGUUUAAUAUUCGAUGCAGCAAUCCAUCGAAAACCAAGGAAUAUCAUAGAAAUGGGUCGUGCGAAAACUCCUAAAGAGAUACGUGUGGAGACAUGGCUUAUCAGGGACAAAAUAAGUCGUUAUCGUGGAAUUCUGAAAUUGCAUGCACGUGAUAAGAAACUACAGCUAUCGCAAGCAACGAAAUUGAAAUCAAUAGUGUCCAGGAAAGUCACGUCCCUAGAUGUCGAUGUUAAAAGACAUCGUGAAAUCGUCAGUCAUCUUCACGAUGGUAAACAGCACAUUCUUAGAUUGCUAGCCGAUCAUAAAAGAUUCUACUUGGCGGUCAAUCGCCUAAAACCAUCCGAAAUUUAUGCGGCAAUAUAUCAAGAUUGCAAUUUGAAACGACGCCUCUUAGAUAAGCUCUAUUAUGAGAAAAAGAAAAGAUUGAAGCGAGGUAUCGAAUUACAGCUGGAACAUCACGUUCUUUCAACUGAACUCGAGGAGCAAAGCGAAUAUCGACCGAACUGCGAGCAGCAACGAUUAGUAGCACAAUUACAGCGAUCCAUCGCCAAAUAUAACGCAGCAAAAGACAUAUGUUCUACAUACUGGUCGAUGCUAAAUAUUCUGAAGAAAGACGCAAUAUUUUUCGAUACCUUAAUGAAUAUUUUGAAAGAGGACCAAUCUUCCCAAUGCAAAGUGAUGUUGAAGGUAACAGUGAGGGGUCAACUGGCAGCAGAGAAUCUGGACGACGUCAGACAAAAAUAUAAACGAAUGUCUCGAAUCGUUUGGUGUAAUAUGAAAAUUAGAGAACAAAUGUUGAGUACGGUAAACAGCCAGGUGAAGGAUUUGUGGACUUACGCACAGUCAUUGGUGCGUGUUGAGAGCGAUCACAUUUUUAUGAAAAGAGAUACCGAUGUAUUUAACAAAACAUUAGAAAAUCAGUUAGCAUAUUUGGAAAAUAUUUGCACUGAAGUGAAAGACGUUCUACUCGUGCGUUCAUAUCAUGACCUGCUAUCAAGGCUUGAAAAUCAAUCUGAGCACAGGGUAGCUUUGCUAGCGCGAUUAGACAUCAAUAUAAAGAAUCGCGAGGUUUUAUUAAACAAAAAACAUCAGGCGUUACAAGUUCUCGAGGGUCUCAAGUAUUCCACAAAAGAACAAUAUAAGAUAAACGGUAUACAAGAUGUAGUGGAACAAAUUGAAAUCGAGAAGAAACGUGAGAAGGAUCUUAAGGAAAAAAUAACAGCUCAUGGCGAAUUGCUCACGAAUAUCAGAGCGGCCUUACAGAAUAUGAAUAUGAUGUUGCUUUGCGUCAAACACAGCAUCAAAGGAGUGGUGAAGAAACCGGUCAAAGACGGGAAUAAGAAAGAACUAAUCAUAACCAAUGAUAAAGAAGAUAUAGAAGAACGCGACGCGUUAACAGAAAUCGAACGAAUGGACACAGAUGUUUUAACGCUGAUAUCGAGAAUCAGCCGAAAAAUAAACAUUCUCUUCAAUAUUAGCAACUUUGAGCUCGAAGAGAAGGAAGACGAAGCUCGGGAUCUUUACCACACCUAUGUAUCGAAUUAUAAUUCUGAUUUGAUAUUCGGAACUGGUGAAGAAGAACCGAUCGGAUUAUUGGUUGAACAUGAGAUGGUCGACGUUACUAUUCCGACGCGAGCAGACAUCAAGUAUCACAGCAGGCAGAUUCUAGAGGCACACCUGAAACUGGAAUAGAGUUUAUCGCGUCAAAUCUCAUCACAAUAAAAUACAACAUUUGAAAACAACUUUUAUUUAUUGUACAAUAUUCUGCAU
Molecule: messenger RNA, 1843 nt
Organism: Mycetomoellerius zeteki
Lineage: Eukaryota; Metazoa; Arthropoda; Insecta; Hymenoptera; Formicidae
Exons: 10
Coding region: 125-1765 (546 amino acids)
Biological process (GO): outer dynein arm assembly; cilium movement
Cellular component (GO): ciliary basal body; ciliary tip; cilium
Source: RefSeq, a predicted model, not a curated record